Messenger RNA from Rotaria sordida, 6141 nucleotides. The record is from the annotation of a GenBank genome assembly. NCBI's taxonomy places the organism in Eukaryota, Metazoa, Rotifera, Eurotatoria, Philodinida, Philodinidae.
AUGACUUUAGAAUAUAAAUGGCGAUUAUGUAAAAUUCCUCUUACACAUACAUUCAUUCAACUCAAAUCUGAUAAAUCUACAGCAUUUGAAAGAAAUGAAUCACGACAAUUGUUUAUAGAACAUGAAGCAUUAUGGCAACAACUAUUAUCUACUCCUUACAUGGUAUCGAUGAUUGAAAAAGAUCAUCAUUCGAAAGAAGAUAAUCUUACUAUGGAAAAUAUUAUUAGAUCGAAACGUUGGAUUGUUAUUUUAGGUGAUCCACGAAGUGGAAAAACAUGUUUUGUUCGAUGGUUUGUUCAUCAUCUAGCACAAAUAUUGCUUUUCAAUAGAUCAGAUUCUACUCAAUAUGGUCCUCUUCGUAUACCAAUCUUGAUUCAUAUUGGUGAAUUUGCUGAAAUAUUAAAAGAACAACCAUUACUCACUCUAUUUGAUUAUAUUGGAAAACAUAAAUGGAUGGGCAAAUCAAUUGUUGAUGAUUCCAUUGUCUCAUCUGAUAAUAUAUCAUGUGCUCUUCAAGAUUACAUUAGACAAGGACAAGCUAUAAUCAUACUUGAUGGUCUUGAUGAAAUUUCUGUGUCUAAUCAACGUUUAAAAAUCAUUAAUAUUAUUGAAAAUUUCGUUCAGACUUAUAUUCAAAUACCUACAGAUGUUGUUUCUGUCUUUGACAAUGUAUAUAUGAACAAACUAUUUGAUGAUCCAUCUCGAUUAGGAGGUAAUCAAUUGAUUGUUACAAGUCGUAUAGUUGGUUAUUAUGCUACUCCAUUAGCGGGACAAUUUGCUCAUUAUACAAUUCAACCAAUGAAUAUGGAAAUUAUUAAAGAUUUUAUUGAUUAUUGGUUUUUUCGUAUACAUCAAUGUGUAAUUCAGAUUUUAGGUCUUCCAUUAAUUAAUCAAGCUCAGAAUCAUAGUGAAGUACUGAAAAAAGAAUUGGAAAAGCCUGAAAAUAUUGGUCUUGUUGAUAUGGCUUCGAAUCCUGGUUUACUAUCAUCUAUUUGUACUAUAUAUUUUAGUCAAUUAAAUAAUUCAUCUGUAUCUAUUCAACGUAUUCUUCUAUAUGAAUUAAUUAUGAAAUCAAUGAUAAAUUUAUGGCAUAGUAAAAUAUCGCAUGUUGAUACAUUAAAAAUAAAUCAAAUUCUUUCUGAAAUUGCUUUUCGUAUUCAUCAAAAUUCAACAUCAAAUUUUAUUGACGAUGAAGAAAUAAACGAAAUCUGUGUUCAAACAAUUCAAGCAUCCAUACAUAAAACAUUACUAACAACAGAAGAUAUGAAUGAUAUCGAAAAACAAGCAUCUGAUAUGGCAAAAAUCAUUCGUAAUGAUAUUGGUAUUUUAACUUUACAAGGCAAAUCACUUUAUAGUUUUCUUAAUUUAUCAUUUCAACAAUACUUCACUUCCUUGAAGUUCAUCGAGAUAGAUACUUUAAGACAAAGAAGAUUUCAUACUGAUGGAUUAGAUCGAGAUAGUAAAAUUCAAUUUAUUGCUCAAUCAUUGUAUCGUCAUACAAAUGAUGUACGAUUUCAUGUACCAAUUACAAUUGCUCUCGGGAAAAUCAGUUCUUCUUGGCCUCAAAAUGAUUUUAACGAUCUCUGCUAUGAAUAUAUGCAAAUACAAGACAAAGAUGAUUCUCUAUUACUACUUGGAGCUUAUAUAUUGAUUAAUAGUGUCAAUAAUUUUGUUAAUUAUCCUUCAAAUGAUAUUUUAUUCAAUGCUUUAGAUCGUUUAAUAAUUGCAGCUGGUCAACACCAAUGGUCGAUUGUUUGUCCGUUUCUAUUCCAUCAAAUUACAAAUGUAUUGAGAAAAUUUCCACAUGAAAUUGUUUCAUUAUGGAUUAAUAAAUUAUUAUCUCAAUCUUCUCAACAUAAUAUUCAAACAAUAACAGCUCUUUGUCAUCUUCUCGAAGGAAAACCUCAUGAAUUUGAAAAUAUUAAAUGGCUCGAUCAAUCAUCUUGUUCAAUACUUCAAUCUUUAUCAAUACUUGAUAAUGAAAAUAAUGAAUAUGUUAUCGAUCGAUUAUUAAUUAAAAUUACUUUCUCAAAUCAUCAAUUAUUAUCUUCUAAUCUAACUACUUUCAAAGGAUUCUUACUUGAUAGAAAGAUUGAAAUGACAUCAAUUCCUAUGAUUCUCUUUCCUUUAAUCAUUACUUUAUAUGGUGGUUUAAAACGAGAUGGUCAAACUGUUAUAUUCGAUCCGUCAUAUAUACAUCGAGAAUCAACUGUAUUAACACCAAUUUUAAUACGUUUCUUCUGUGAACAAGAUCAAAAUUUAAAAAAAUUAAAACAAGAAUGUAUAAAAUCUUUUGUAAUACGAAUAGAAAAUCAUGAUGAAACUUCAGAAACAAUUGAUUUAUGCAUUGCAACUACUUGCUUUUAUAAUAUUGAAUAUAUACAAGAAAAUUUGAAAUCUAUUUCUAAUUCUUUAUUACGUAUGAGUAUGAAUAGAUUAAAAUAUAUUUCAAUGAUUUUACGUCAAUUCUAUUUUUCUACUAAUGAAAAUGAUCAAUUGAUGGAAAAUGAAAUAACAAAAUUUAUUUCAACUACUAUUGAAAAUUUUCAGUAUGUUGAAUCAGCAAGAAUUCAUUUUUUGAAUUUAUUAGAUUCAUUAAGAAGUAGUAUAGCUCGUUUACGAUCUUCUUCAACAUCAAUUUUAUUAGAAGGAGAAUCAAAUUCUGAUAGACGAAUAACAUUAGUCUUACCGAAUUCACUUCGAAAAGAAGAUAAAUUCCUCAAUGGUCUUCUAUCAACAGAUGUACAAUUUUAUUCCGAUCAAAAAUCUUGUUCGAUAUUACAUCAUUUCACCAAACUUUUCUGGCCAUUAGAACAUGAUGAUAAGUUCAAUACACAAUAUAGAAUGGCAGUUGCAUUGGAUACAAUACCAGAAUAUUUACAUUUUCGCAACGAUGAAGAUCUUAUAUUUCCAUUAACAUUUAUUCCAUUACAUCUACGAAAUCUUUAUGUUCGAUUAUUGAAAGGAAAAUUUGUUAUGAUUAAUCCAAAAGAUUCUAUGAUCAAUAAUAGACAACAUCUUUAUUUUGGUCAGAUUUUAGUUGAAUGUUUGAUGUUUUUAUCAAAUGCAUCGUGUAAGAGAUUGUCUAUUAUGAGUGCCUUAAUUACUAUGUUACCUUGGCUUCGAAUGCAACAAUUAGAAAACUUUGGUAGUAGUCUUCUAUGGAUGCUAUCUAUUAAAGAUUCUGACGCUUUGGGUACAUAUGAAAUAAAAAAACAACGUUCAAUGAAUUAUGAAACUGGUCAGUAUACAGAUAUAGAUGAGAAUCCUUUUUAUGGAACUGAUCUAAUAGAUGAACAACGAAAAAGUGUCAUACAAAAUAAUAUUGAACAAGAAUAUGAUAGACUUCAAAAUGCUUUAAUUGAAAAUGAUCAACACAAUAUAAAACUUUAUUCUGCAUCAAUCUCUUUGGCACAUGUUUGUCAUUGGAGUGAUGAAGAAAGAAAAUUAUCUUUAUUAGAACAAUCUAUACAUGGAGCUAUGUCAAUUCAGAAUAAAAUUGUUCGUCUUGAUGCCUUAUGUGUAAUUGCUUUAUAUUCUUAUUCGGAUUAUAAUCGAAUUAAAUUAGAGAGAGAUAGAUCUUUACAAAAAGAAAUUGAACACCAAUUUAAUGAAAUUUAUUCAAAUCUACCACUUCUAUUAGAAACAAUUAUUUUUAUUCGAUGUUUACCUUUACUUCAAUCUUCACAAACAAUUGAUAAUUGUCUAAAAAAUCUCUUUGAUAAAUUUGCUACUACAGAUCUACGAGAUCAACAAGUAGUUAUUGAAGCAUUAUUACCAUACAUGCAAUUAAAUCAUACUUUUUCAUCUAUUACAAAUUGUUUUUCAUUUAAUUUACAAGAUCAAAAUAAAACAAUAUAUAAUAAAUCUUCUUUAUUGAAGAAAUAUUUUAAUAUUGAUUCAUAUGAAAAUUUAUCGUUGUCAUUAUUUAUUUCUAAUUUAUAUUUAAUGGAAUUAGUAAAUGAUUUUCAUGAAAGUAUGAAAAUAGACAAUCGUCAAUUUACUAUUGAAGAAUUAAUAACAACUAAAUUAUUUCAAUUUGAUAAUUUUAUUUUAACAGAAGCACAGACAAUAACAAUAACUAAUAUCAUUCUUUCAUUUGUUUCGAUAAGAGAUCAAUCUGAACAAUUCGAUAAACUUUGGAUUAUUUUAAACAAUGCUCUUCAUCAUAUGAAAUGGGUAGAAUUUAAAGCAUAUCGUUUGUUAGAAUCCUGGUUGAAAUUUAAAGAUUCAAAUGAACUAUCUUUAUUUGCUUAUCAUGCUGCACUUCUUCUAAUUAAUUCAGAUUUAUGGUCUGUCGAAGCUACAAUAAUUCUAUGUGAUCUUUUAUGUAGUGAUGAUGAUCGUUUUCGUCAUAGAGCUGAAAUUAUAUGUCGAUCAUCAAAUGAUAACAAUGUUCGAACUAGUUCGAAGUUGGGCAUUGAUGUUUUAUUAAUUUUACUAAGAAAAAAGGUUCACUAUCAAGUAACUUCAGCAUCUGCUCAACUUACAUUAAAUCGAAUGCUUAGAAAUAUAACUAUAGAUAUUCAAUCUCAUCUAGAAACGUUACUCUGGUUAGAAAGAUAUAGAAUUCAUGCAUUGAUCAAUCAAGAAUAUUCUUUCAAUACAUCAAGACCAAGAAGAAAUGCGUAUAUAACUUCAUUUUUUUCAACCGACAUCGCGAUAGAUGGAUGCUCCUUUAUUAAUGUGUCUCAACUGUCUAAUGACCUAAUAAUAUAUAUGUGUGAUAUGGUUGCAUCAAAUUUAUUUUCAUAUUGGGAAAUCGACGGAGAUACAACGUCAAAUGGAGUUUGUGAAAGUCAUACACAAUUUGUUGUUUCAGUAGUUUUAAUUUUACAGGAGUUAUUGACUAAUAUCGAUGUAGCACAGCAAGCAGCAGUUGAUGCUCUUAUGAAUUUAUUCGAAAUAUCCAACAACAAUGGAAUUCGUCAAGCAGUGGCAUGUACUCUUAGUUACGUAUGUAACGUGGAGACAUAUAGAACCUUAUUUGAAAAAAUUAUAUUAGUAAUGAGUAACUUAUGUCAAGAGACUACUACCUAUUCUAAUGAUGUUUUAAGUACACUAAUUUCAAGUUAUUCCUUUUGUGUAUCUAUAAACAAAAUUGCAUUUGAUCAAGAUGAUAUGGAUCUUUUUUGUACUUUGUUAAAACAUGACUCACAGACUAUUAGAAAAGCAGCUUGUACAGGACUUGCUCGUGCUCUGCAAGACACAUCGUUUCUACUUGAAAUGUUUAGUUAUGAUUACAUUCAAUGUUAUCAUGGAUUGAUUGGAUCAACUGCAUACUCAUAUCUUUACGAUGUACAACAAAACAGUGAAAAUGCUACUGCAAAGUUUAUUGAAGAACAUCCUACUCUAUUGUCAAUCUUUACCGUUGAAUUAUACGACAGAAUUCGGCACUUUACCACCAGAGUAUUACCGAUAGUAGAUAUAGAUUAUUAUUUAGCUUUCGGCUAUCCUCAAUAUGUAAAUAUUGCCAGUUUAAUCGCUGAAAAAAUGCCGACAAUGUUUUGUGCUUUCAUUAAAGAUUGGCCCAAUGGAGAUAAUUUGAAACGUGCAUUGUUUUAUACUAGUAAACAACAUUACUUUCCACGAUGUGCUGCUUGUUUAAUAAUUCUAUCCAUAUUCGGUGAGUUAACAGUCGAUUUAUGUGAAAUGUUCAUCGAAGCUGUACAUGAUGAUCCGUAUAUUCAAAACACUUGUUAUAAAUGUAUUUCACAUAUUCAUUCAGUUAAGGAUGAAAAUAAUGUUUUGAAUCUUUUGUUUUCUUAUUUAAAAUCAAAAUCAAUGAAUGUUCGACAUAUUACAGCUAAAAUACUUCUUCAUCUUUCUCAAUUAUGUCUUGUCCCAUCUAAACAAGUUCAAACAGCAUUAAAGAAUCUUAUAUUAGAUCCAAAUUCAAAUGAAGAUCUAUGGUUAAUUGAAGAACAAGAUGCUCUAUUGGCCAAGAGUGAAUAUUUUUAUGCUGGUUCACUGAAAGAUGUAAUUUAUUCACUUUUGAUUCAAAAUGAAACUGGAGAUAAAAAUAACAUUAUUCGAAGAAAUGAAUACAAUGAUAUUGAUUUGCAUUUUAUGCAAUCUGAAAAAGUAUCCCGUCUCGCUUCAUGUCUCUAUGAAAGAAGACCUGAAGAAAACGACGAAUAA